CAGCCUCGGUGUGGACAAAUUCAACAUCUGCUCCACCUGCCACAAAGUGAUCCGUGACAACGGAGCUUGAGGAACGACUCCAGAUCGGCCAUUCACAGGUCUUCACUUCAGCAGAUAUUAUUGAUAUUAUAAUUUUUUAGAAAUCUAAAUAACAGUUUAUGUGAAGAACUUUGUGCUGUAAAAGAUGUGAGGAGUUUGGGUGCUUUUGUUGUUCCAUUUUUUUAAAUAAAGAGGAAGUGCAAGAAGAAAAAAAUGGAGGAGCACGAAACUGUCAACUUCUUGAGACUCUUAUCAGAGGAAAGUACUCAGUCCACUCUGUCCUCGGACUCCUGUGAGUACUAUCAGACGGAGAUAUUUGACCAGCUUCCCAGCGUCCAGGCCUCGCGGCCCGAACAGAGCAGACAUGGUCCUUGGGAAGCCUGUGAGGCCCACCAUGGUGGUCCAGCGUCUGGGGAGAGGAUCAGCCAGGGCCACCCGUCCAGAGGACCAAGAGACAAGACGUCUGAGGAGCCACUCAGAAACUUGGCCAUGUGUAUUCAAGGGAAGAGAAGUGCCAGGGAAAGGAGGAAGAUGCAGAUCAGUAAUAUUGGUUUUUGGGAGUCCUGGAGGAGGAGCCAGAUUAUCAGCAGGAGGAGGGUUUGGGCACAGAUGGGAGAAGCUCUGUCCAGCCUGUUGCCAUGGCGGCACACACUUCACAUCAUUGAAGGCAGGUUUGGAGUUGGCGUGAAGUCCUACUUUGUCUUCCUUCGAUAUCUGGUUCACCUAAACCUGCUACACUGUGCUCUUAUCUGGGGAUUCAUUCUGGGACCUACAACAUUUUAUGGCAGAGGCCACAACAGCGAACCAUUGAGGUUCGGAGGCAAUGACUCUGUUUUAGAUUUCUUCCUGGGAUCGGGCUACCUGGAUCGGUCUCCGGUCUUCUAUGGUUUUUAUACUCGUGGUUCCCUGGAUUUGCUGUGCUUGAACACACCUCUGCUGUACCUUGCUGGAAUCCUCACCAUCCUCCUCCUCAGUCUCAUUAUGGUGGUUCGCAGAACCACAGUUGGCUACAAGCACACGUGGAUGCUGGGGAAGCGCUACAGCAUGAAUGUGAGCUAUAAGAUCUUCUGUGGCUGGGACUUUACCAUCCAGGAUCCUGCUGCUGCUGCUCUCAAACACAGCUUCAUCAGAAAUGACCUCAAGCUGUUCCUGGAGGAGCAGAGUUUCUCAUUGCGGGCGGCUCAGAGGACACUAGGUCACAAGAUCCGUCUUCACCUGCUCAGGUUCAUCCUCAACCUGCUUGUCUUGUCACUGCUGGGUGGAGCCUUUUAUCUCAUCUACUUCUCCACAAAAACAUCUCAAAAUGAGAGUGAACACUACUGGUUGGUCAGUCUGGUCCUCCAGUAUCUUCCUCCCAUCACCAUCACCUUCGUCAACCUCGUGCUCCCUCACAUCUUCCGUAAGAUCUCGUCUUUUGAAGAUUACUCUUUCACCACGCAGGUGAACACCACACUUGUGAGGAGCAUCUUCCUGAAGCUGGCCUCCCUCGGGAUCUACUUAUUCUUCGUGUUCACAACAACAGAACAACAGCAACAUCUUUUUCAGUGCAGUGAGAACAAGUUUGGCAGAGAGAUGUACAAGCUUUGCAUCUUCAACUUCCUCGCCACUUUCUGCGCCACCUUUCUUUUGAACUACCCCAGGAAGCUGCUGCAGGAGAAGUAUCCCACAUCCCUGCUGGCCCGGUUGUUGGGGAAACAACACUUUCUGAUCCCCUUCAAUGUUCUGGAUCUGGUGUACAGUCAGACUGUGUGCUGGGUGGGAGUCUACUACUGCCCUCUGCUGCCUCUGAUAGCAACCGUCACACUGGGGGCCACAUUUUAUGUCAAAAAGUUCAGUGUCCUGCGCUGCUGUGUGGCAGAGCAGCGGAUGUUUCGAGCUUCCACCUCCUCAGUUUUGUUCCACUUCAUGCUGCUGCUUGGUCUCCUCAUGGCUGCAGCCACACUGGGAUUCAACCUUUACCUUUACCCUUACUGGUCCUCCUGUGGUCCGUUUGGAAAUGGACAAACUGUGUUUAAUGUGACAGAAGAUUGUGUCGAUAAACUCCCUAGCGCAGCAGAGACCACCAUCCGCUAUCUGGCCUCUGAGGCCUUCGCUCUGCCGCUCAUACUGGCUGAGAUCAUAAUCUUCACCUCGUAUGUGUCACGGAGACGAGCCAAUCAGAAGGCCAUUGAGAGACUGAAAGACAUGCUGGUUAUGAGCAGCUCAGAUAAGCGUUUCCUGGUGAAGCAGCACACCACAAUGCUGAGACGUAGAAAGAUCACCAACAGAGUUCAUUCUGCAGAGGACGCCCCUCUCAGUCAUUAGAAAGAUCCUCCUCCAUGCAUUUAAACUGGUUAACGUGUCCACAGACUUCCACUUAGCGGCAGCAGGAGACCUGAGGUGAAAAUUAAGAGUCAAAGGACUGUUGAACUCAAACUUUUCCAGUUAUGUGAAAUACAAAGAUAACAAAUACAACUGUGAACCUUUCCUGCAAAGGUCACAUAAGUCUUCAUGUAAACUACACAGAAAGUUUGUUUUUGUGUUCAUUUUAUGUCCUUUUGAGUGUGUUCACCUUGAUUUUUACAGUUUAGAGACAUUGUAUGAGAUGAAUGUAUGCAAGUGAACACAAUCAUUUUAUAUACAGACAUAAUAAUCUCAAUAUUGUUUCAAAAUGUCACUUCAGCUGACAGUGAAUGUUUUUCAAAUGUGAUGUUCAAUGGAACCUUUUCAUUUUUUACAUGUUCUUACUCUUCAUUGUAUUUGGCAUCACACUGAUACUUAGAGUGAGGAAAAACAUGCAGCCUAAAUGUUAUCUGCGUGCAACAUACAGUCCCCUCUAAAAGUAUUCUAAAAGUAACAGUAAGGCCAAUUCCUUUAUUUUUGCUGUAGACUGAAAACAUUUGGAUUCAUCAAACGAUGAAUAUGAGACAAGAGAUUAAUUUUUCAUUUUUUAUUUCUAGGUAUUUCCAUCUGGAUCUGAUACACAACUUGGAAGAUAGCAUUAUUUGCAACCGAACACCAAAGUCUUAGGUGAGGAACAGAUAGACUUAAAAUAGAUUAAAGUGAAUAAUAUUUAAUUGCAAAUCCUUCGCUUGCAAUAACUCUAUCGCGUCUGUGAUCUAUUGACAUCACCAAACUUUUGCAUUCUUCUUUUGUGAUGCUUUUCCAGGCUUUCACCACAGCCUCUUUCAGUUGUUUGUUUUUGGGGAUUACUUCCUUCAGUCUCUUCUUUAGCAGGUAAAAUGCAGCUCUAUAGGGUUUAAGUCUGGAGAUUGACUUGGCCAGUCUAAAAUCUUUAACUUCUGGUCCCUGAUGAACUCCUUUAUUAUUUUGGCACUGUGUUUUGUCCCUGUAAUCUGUAUAUUAUGUCUAUAUCCAUUCAUAUAUGUCUCUAUGUCUAUUGGCAUAGUAUGCUCAUUGCACCUCCAAUUGUAUAUUACAAUCUGUAAAUAUGUGCAUAGCAUCUCAAUAUUCGGUGCAUUAUGUCAACAACAAACCAUUCGUAUUUCAUGGUUAUAAUAUAUCAAGUCUCAUUCAUCUGUUUAUCUCUGUACAUUUUGUAAAUCUUGCACUUGCUGCUUAUUGCACUUCUGGUUAGAUGCCAAACUGCAUUUCAUUACCUGUACUUGUACAUGUGUAAUGACAAUAAAGUUGAAUAAUCUAAA
Molecule: messenger RNA, 3683 nt
Organism: Amphiprion ocellaris (clown anemonefish)
Lineage: Eukaryota; Metazoa; Chordata; Actinopteri; Pomacentridae
Gene: tmc8
Product: transmembrane channel-like 8
Exons: 16
Coding region: 253-2343 (696 amino acids)
Cellular component (GO): plasma membrane
Molecular function (GO): mechanosensitive monoatomic ion channel activity
Source: RefSeq, a predicted model, not a curated record